Molecule: messenger RNA, 1773 nt
Organism: Ornithodoros turicata
Lineage: Eukaryota; Metazoa; Arthropoda; Arachnida; Ixodida; Argasidae
Gene: Rh50
Product: ammonium transporter Rh type A-like
Exons: 10
Coding region: 103-1605 (500 amino acids)
Biological process (GO): ammonium transmembrane transport; ammonium homeostasis
Cellular component (GO): plasma membrane
Molecular function (GO): ammonium channel activity
Source: RefSeq, a predicted model, not a curated record
UCUUGUAGCAACCAUGCGCUAAACAAAACUGAGCAGGCUCUGUGCGGUAGGAGAUUAGUGGUCGCUUUGGCGUAGCACGCGAAGGACUGUAGUGGGGGCGUCAUGUGGCAACGGGGCAAAUUGGCUUUCUUGCUCGUGCUGGUUCAGGUGUGUCUCAUCAUCGCCUACACGCUGUGCGUUCAGUACGACGAGAAUGCAGAUGCAUCGAACGGGAAGAACAGUCUGUCCCCUGCACUGGGUGGUAAUGAUCCCAGGAAAAACCCUCUGGAGCAAUAUUAUUCAAUGUUCCAGGAUGUGAACGUGAUGGUCUUCGUGGGUUUCGGUUUCCUCAUGACCUUCCUGAGACGGUACAGCUACAGUGCAUUGGGACUCAACCUUCUCUUGUCGGCCAUUGCAAUCCAGUUCGCAGUGCUCAUGCGAGGAGUUUGGCAUGCUGAGAAUGGAACCAUCCAGCUCUCCAUUUCCAGUAUAACCGGCGCGGAGUUCGCGGCGGCAUCUGUUCUAAUUUCAUUCGGAGCUGUCCUGGGCAAGACAAGCGCUGUGCAACUGCUCGUCAUGGCCAUCAUUGAGACUGUUAUUUUCUGCUGCAACGAACACUUGGCGAUCAAUAAGCUAAUCGUGUCCGACUUAGGUGGUUCCAUUGUGCUACACACAUUUGGUGCUUACUUUGGUUUGGCCGUCGCUCUUGUGCUGUAUUCAAAGGAUCACAAAGAUCACAGCAAGGACUGCUCCUCCUACAACUCAAAUGUCUUCGGCGUUAUAGGAACUCUGUUCCUGUGGCUCUUCUGGCCGAGUUUCAACGCGGUCGGUGCCCAAGGUGACGCACGACACCGGGCUGUUCUCAACACCUUCCUCGCUCUACUAGCUAGCACCAUUGCUGCCUUCGCCAUGUCAUCGCUUACAAACCCGAAAAACCGCUUCAGGAUGGCACAUGUGCAGAACUCCACUUUAGCUGGAGGCGUUGCCAUGGGUGCAGUGGCAAACAUGAUGGUUCAGCCGUACGGUGCCUUCAUAAUUGGCUUUGCAGCCGGCUGUAUUUCUGUGCUGGGAUUCAAGUAUCUGGGCCCGCUAUUAACACGUCGUUUCCGCCUCCAUGACACCUGCGGCGUCCACAAUCUUCACGGGCUACCUGGAGUUCUGGCUGGGCUCGUUAGCGCCAUCGUUGCGACUAAAGCUACGGAGAAAGAAUACAACUACAGCCUGUACACGCUGUACCCGGCUCGUGCUCCCACGGCCAACUCUUCUGAACUGAAUGUCAUCCGCCACUACACGCUCGACGUGUCUGCCGGGCUGGACAGGUCGGCCUCGCAGCAAGCUCUGUAUCAGCUGGCAGCCUUGGCUGCAACGUUGGUCAUCGCAGUCGGAGGUGGACUCGCAACAGGUCUACUGUUGAAAUUGAAGUUCUUCGACCCCGUGGAUGGUGAUAAGGCCUUUGACGACUUUGAGUUAUGGGAAGUUGAAGCAGAACCUGAAGCGGCGGCAGCCAACGCGCGGACUCCAGUGAAGAGCAACCAGAUCGCCAUGGCUGAACAGGUCCCAGACAGUGCCCGGGGACGGUUGCCAGCCCACUUCAACGGAGCCUAUGAUGUCAAUCUGCAGCAGUGACCACCAAACUCACCCUCUUAUCUCAUAACAUACAUACUACUAAUUAUUCAUUGUUGGCAUUGAAGAUUACCACAAUCCUGUACCAUACACAUAGACAGCUACUCUAGAACAUUCAGAAAGGUUUGUUUUUGACGGCGAUAAAUAUGCUAAUAAACCUUAUUGCUCGUU